Messenger RNA from Vicia faba (fava bean), 2364 nucleotides. Lineage: Eukaryota; Viridiplantae; Streptophyta; Magnoliopsida; Fabales; Fabaceae. The record is from the annotation of a GenBank genome assembly.
AUGGAUUUAAAACCAAAGAGGACAAGUGUUGCGGACAAUGCUGACGCCGGGGACGAUUUGCUCCUUGCAAAUGGGGAUGAUGUUGCUCCUCUUGUUAGGCAUGCAUUUCAAACCGGGCGACCAGAGGGGCUUCUUCGUCAGAUGAGUUUUGUGGUUAAGGAAAAGGAAGCCGAAAUCGAGGAGACGUGCAAGACUCACUACGAGGAAUUCAUCCUUGCAGUUGAUGAGCUUCGUGGCGUGUUGUUUGAUGCCCAAGAGUUGAAGAGUCAGCUCCACGGUGACAAUUUUAAGUUACAGCAGGUUGGGAGUGCCCUUCUUGUCAAGCUUGAAGAGCUUCUUGAGUGUUAUUCUGUUAAGAAGAAUGUGGCGGAAGCUGUAAAUAUGUCUAAGAACUGUGUACAGGUGUUAGAGCUUUGUGUCAACUGUAACAGUCAAAUUUCUGAGGGUCAGUUUUAUUCUGCAUUGAAAACUGUGGAUGUACUUGAGAAAAAUUACCUGCACAACAUUCCUCUAAAGGCUCUCAAAAUGGUUCUAGAGAGGAGAAUUCCUGUGAUAAAAUCGUACGUUGAGAAGAACAUUUGCGGUCAAGUGAACGAAUGGAUGGUUCAGAUAAGGAGCUCGGCUAGAAAUAUCGGGCAAACAGCCAUUGGCCGUACUGCAACAGUUCGCCAAAAGGAUGAGGAAAUGCUAGAACAGCAGAGAAAGGCGGAGGAGCAAUGCAUUUCAGGAGUAGGGAAUCUAGCUUAUACUUUGGAUGACGAAGAAUUAGACGAAGAUCCUGUUAUCAAGUUCGACCUUACACCUCUUUAUCGUGCUUGUCAUAUUCAUGAUUUUCUAGGAAUCCGGGAGAAGUUUCGUGAGUACUAUUAUACUAAUAGAUUGUUGCAAUUGAAUUCGGACCUUGAAAUGUCUUCCGCACAACCUUUUGUCGAAUCAUACCAGACAUUUUUUGCUCAAAUUGCUGGAUUCUUUAUAGUUGAGGAUAGAGUCCUCAGAACUGCUGGGGUCCUCCUGGUAGCUGAUCAAGUUGAAACAAUGUGGGAGACGGCUGUGGCUAAAACGACAUCUCUGUUAGAGGAGCAGUUCUCCUCUAUGGAGUCUGCCACACAUCUUCUCCUGGUGAAGGAUUAUGUGACUCUGUUUGGAUCUACUCUUAGACAAUAUGGACAUGACAUUGGCACACUUCUUGAUGUGCUUGAUAGCAGCCAUAACAAGUACCACCAGCUUCUCUUGGAAGAAUGCCGACAACAAACUGUUGAGGUUCUUGGCAAUGGUUCAUAUGACCAAAUGUUAAUAAAAAAGGAAAGUGACUAUGAGAAUGUUGUUCUUUCAUUUAAUCUUCAAACAUCUGAAACUAUGCCUGCUUUUCCAUAUGUUGCACCAUUCUCCUCCAUGGUUCCUGAUGUAUGUCGCAUUGUGAGAUCAUUUAUCAAAGGCUCUAUUGAUUACUUGUCUCAUGGUAUUGGUAUGCAUAUGCAUGUCUUUGAUGUUGUGAGGAAGUAUUUGGACAACUUCCUGAUUGACAUAUUAAAUGCAACAAUACUUGAUACAAUCAAUAGUGGCAACAUCGGUGUACCUCAAGUUAUGCAGAUUGCUACAAACAUAGCUGUCCUUGAAAGAGCCUGUGAUUUUUUCCUUCGACAUGCAGCCCAACUAUGCGGCAUCCCUUGCCGACCAGUUGAAAUGGCUCAAGAAGCUUUAAGUGCAAAGGCGGCGUUGAAGACAUCGAGGGAUGCAGCUUAUGUUGCUCUACUGACCAUGGUAAACAAAGAAAUAGACAAGUUAAUGACUCUUACUGUUGAUGUUAAUUGGACUCCCGAGGAGACAAAUCAGAAUGGAAAUGACUACAUACAUGAAGUGAUCAUUUACCUUCACUCUAUUUUGACCCCAGCACAACAAAUUUUACCCCUGGAUACCAUGUACAAAGUUGGGAGUGGUGUUUUUGAGCAUAUUUCUAAUGUGAUAGUAGCUGCUUUCUCUAAUGAUGGCGUGAAAAGGUUUAAUACAAAUGCAGUUAUAAAUAUCGAGUAUGAUCUUCAGAUCAUAGAGAAUUUUGCAGAUGAAAGGUUCUAUUCUGCUGGUCUGGGUGAAAUUUACAAUGAGGGUAGUUUUAAGAAUUGCUUGGUAGAAGCAAGGCAAUUGAUUAAUCUUUUGCUAAGUAGUCAAGCUGAGAACUUCAUGAAUCCUGUUAUAAGGGAGAAAAGCUACUAUGCAUUGGAUUACAAGAAGGUGUCUGCCAUCUGUGAUAAAUUCAAGGAUUCACCAGAUGGAAUAUUUGGAAGCCUUGCUAAUAAAAAUGCCAAGCAAAGUGCAAAAAAAAAAUCAAUGGACGUGCUCAAAAAGCGCCUUAAGGAUUUCAGUUGA